Aplysia californica (California sea hare) is the source of this 653-nucleotide messenger RNA. RefSeq lists its product as uncharacterized. The transcript has 5 exons. Lineage: Eukaryota; Metazoa; Mollusca; Gastropoda; Aplysiida; Aplysiidae. The record is from RefSeq and is a predicted model, not a curated record. The coding region runs from base 32 to 592 and encodes 186 amino acids.
AAAUAACUUUCCCCUUCACGUAUUUUUCAGCAUGCAGUUCCUGGCUCUCUUUCUCCUUGUGGCCCCUGUGGCUUACACUCUGGCUGCCCCAGACCCCACCACCAUCUGCCUGCCAGAAAAGAGUAGCGCAUACGUCUUUAGCUUGACUGACAACCGCAAGGCAAACGUAUCUGCUGACUUCUCCCAGAACAAAGUCGCCGCAGUCUACGAUCAAGGAAGGAGAGUGUCAGAUCUGGCCACCAACUACACCUACAUGAUUGACGCAGCAGGUGCAUGCACCAGGCAGCCUCUGCCUGUACUCGGGUUCCUCACAAGAUGUCUCCCAGCAAAGGCCGUGUACCUUGGUACCGUCUUUGAGGGUUUCGUCAAAAAAGUCAGCUUGGACGGUUGGUUGAUCCCAGUGAACCAGGACACCAAUGUGACUCUGUUGACCUUCACUGAGCCUGGACAAUCGAACUCUUACUUCGUGCUGAGGAGAGAUGACUCCCCAAGGGGACAGCGAAUUACCUUCGUCAGCAACCCUGUUGCUUCCGUCGCUGACUCAAGCGUUUUCAACAUCCCUGCAGUGUGCCCAGACAGUCCCGCCGUUUAAGAAGGAAUUGCUUAGAGUUUGGAUGAUGGUUCAAUUUGUUAAUAAAUGUUGAUACAUAAUU